AUGAAGUACGUCCAGGUUGUCCUCGGGCUUCUGCCCACAGCGCUCGCUGCGUCCAUCUAUGUCUCUCCCAAAGGAUCCAGCGGUGGCUCAGGAAGCAUUUCCUCUCCCUUGAACUCAAUCCAAUCCGCUGUAGACCUUGCAAAGCCAGGCGAUACCAUUUACCUCCGUGCGGGAACGUACUCGCCUACCAGCAACAUCCAGAUCACGAAGAGCGGAACGGCAGGUCAGCCAUACAUCCUGCGCGCCUACGAGGGUGAGAAGGUCAUUAUUGAUGGAGAAGGACUGCCUGGAACGCCCGCUGCCCUUGACGCUUCCCUCCCUAACGACGACCGCGGCAUUCUUCACAUCCAGAACGCAAACUAUUGGCAGUUCUACGAUCUGGAACUGAUCAAUGGUCCGUACGGCGUGUAUGCACGCGAUGCAUCUAACAAUCACUACGAGGGGCUGAUCACGAGGGAUAACUAUGAGACUGGCUUCCAACUGCAAGGCUCGUCGUCCAACAACAAAGUCCUCUACCUCGAUUCCUAUGGCAACAGGGACCCCCGGAAGAACGGCGAGAGUGCCGACGGCUUUGCCUGCAAGGAAGGCUCCGGCGAGGGCAACCUCCUCAGGGGAGCGAGACUGUGGAACAACGUCGACGACGGUUUAGAUCUGUGGGAGUUCAAGUCCGCGGUGACGAUCGAGGAUACCAUUUCCUGGGGCAACGGAUUCAACCGGUACUCCACCACUUCUCAAGCUGUUCGGAUGCAAACUGAUAGAGAUAGAUGGGGCUUCUCGCCCUUCGAAGGCGACGGCAACGGCUUUAAACUCGGCGGCGGCGACGCUGCAGAUAAAGGCCCCGCCAACCACGUCAUUACCAACUGCAUUGCCUUUGGUAACUCCAAGAAUGGCUUCACGGAUAAUUCCCAGACGGGCGAUUUUACUCUUAGCCGGAACACGGCGUGGAACAAUGCCAAAGUGGGCUUCAAGUUCAAUACCGCCGUGGCUACGCUGAAGGGAAACGUUGCUGCGGUUAAUGGGGAGUCAGCCACCGCUCUGAGUGACCAGCAGAUUUCCUCUGGAAACUCGUGGGAUGGGAGUGCAACAUGGUCGAAUAGUAGCUUCAAGAGUGUGGAUGUGAGUCUGGUGCAGGGUGCUAGACAGGCAGAUGGGCGGAUUACGGCCAGUGCUUUCUUGUUGCCAAAGUCUGGGGAGGCAAUUGGGGCGACCACUGCUUGGGAAUAA
This is a messenger RNA of Aspergillus thermomutatus, 1224 nucleotides long. RefSeq names its product putative pectate lyase. NCBI's taxonomy places the organism in Eukaryota, Fungi, Ascomycota, Eurotiomycetes, Eurotiales, Aspergillaceae. The transcript has 3 exons. The record is from RefSeq and is a predicted model, not a curated record. Bases 1 to 1224 code for a protein of 407 amino acids.